AUGAGUCUAAGUUCUUCGUUGGCCUCAUCGUUGGGAUCCAUUUUUUCUCGCGGUGGGUUGAGCAGUGAGACGCUGCCCGAGAAGCGGGCGAUGGCUGUCUGCGCAGUCGCGUAUGUGAAUCGUCUUCCCAUUGAGAUUUUGCACCGUAUCUUCAUGGAGAUCAUUGCAAGUGACAGUUACGACUUUGCUUGGAUUGGGGUGCUUUCAGGUGUUUGUUGGCGGUGGAAUUGCGCGUGCCAACACACUGUCAUGUGGGAAUUUAUAUCGAAAAGGAUAUUUGUGGCCUAUCCACUGGUGCAGCGCCUACACAGCGCACCGCUAGAUCAGUCUGACUUGCAACUACUGAACCGAAUGCGGCGAUUGGGGGCCCCCGAACAGUUCAUCACUCAGCACGACACCAUGAAGCCUCUCAUUGCACCGACCAAUAGAACCGUGCGGGAGGCCAUGGAGGAGGUGAAACACUAUUUGAAAAGCAGGAGUUACUAUGAGUAUGUGCAACGAAGGCGUGUGCUUGUACUACAUGUGUUCGUUUCGUGGGCGCUCCUGUCGUUUUCAUUGUUUCUCGCCACCACUGUGUGCCUGGCGGAGGGGAUCGCUUUGGGCGUCGUAUGCUCACCAAACAUGGCCUUCUUCCUCCUAUGGAUGACGUAUCUUUCCAUCAUUGUCAUUGUUCUUGCCAAUGUGGUGAUGGAGACACAUUUUGAACCGAAACCGCUUUUUUGCCGAUUGAGAAAAAACAGUCCGCUUAUUGCCCGCUCCGCCACGGCCAUCGUUGUUGGUAUUGCCUGCGUCGCCCUUCCGACUCUCCUCGUGCAGAUCAAUUUUAGCCGUGCUGAGCGAUUUCCAUGGCUUCUCUGCGGUAUCACCCCUAUAGCUUCACUUAGUAUGUGGCAGCUGUAUGUUUUGCUGUCCUACGUUGCCCCCGACGUCAAGCAACAAAUUACGGAGCAGCGAACUGUGUUUAGGCCCAAGGCAAUUAUGACGUUUCUAUUAUCAAAUGUUCCUUACGCCUAUCCCGCGUUGUUUGCAGGAACCAUAUUUUGCAUACUUCAGUAUGUCGAGUACGGUGGGCGCACGUAUGUUCUAUUCGCCAUUAUCCCUGUGCUUACAAGUCUUGUGGUGCUCACGCUGCUUUUCUUGUUGGAUUUUUGCCUUACGCGGCACGCGAAAGACUUCAUCACAGGUGGGUGCCUGUUCCUUCUCAUGCUUUUUCCUCUCUCGCUGGCUUGGAGGGAGUUCCGUGGGCUUACCCUCCUUCCUGUUGUCACCGCGUCCUUCCUCUUCUACCUCACGCAUCUGAGGCUGUCGGCGAUGCGAGCCCUCCACGAACUUGUCGUAGGGGCGCUUCACCCCCAAAACCGCCACUUCCGCUGA
Molecule: messenger RNA, 1374 nt
Organism: Trypanosoma conorhini
Lineage: Eukaryota; Euglenozoa; Kinetoplastea; Trypanosomatida; Trypanosomatidae
Exons: 1
Coding region: 1-1374 (457 amino acids)
Molecular function (GO): protein binding
Source: RefSeq, a predicted model, not a curated record